This is a messenger RNA of Neoarthrinium moseri, 2766 nucleotides long. RefSeq lists its product as uncharacterized. The record is from RefSeq and is a predicted model, not a curated record. The transcript is spliced from 2 exons. Gene Ontology annotation, biological process: mismatch repair; mitotic recombination. Gene Ontology annotation, molecular function: mismatched DNA binding; ATP-dependent DNA damage sensor activity; ATP binding. Lineage: Eukaryota; Fungi; Ascomycota; Sordariomycetes; Amphisphaeriales; Apiosporaceae. Gene Ontology annotation, cellular component: nucleus; MutSalpha complex. The coding region runs from base 1 to 2766 and encodes 921 amino acids.
AUGUCUUCCCGUCCUGAGCUCAAGGUCGAGGAUGAGACUGGUUUCAUCCGCUACUUCAAGUCGUUGCCCGCCGUCACGGGCGAGACCAUCCGCAUCUUCGACCGCGGUGACUGGUAUACUGCCCACGGUGACGAUGCCAACUUCAUUGCCAAGACGGUCUACAAGACCACCUCGGUUGUCAGACAGCUGGGGCGAAACGAUGCCAGCGGCCUCCCCUCUGUAACCAUGACCAUUACCGUAUUCCGACAGUUCCUACGAGAGGCGCUAUUCAAGCUUGGCAAGCGUGUGCAGAUCUAUGCGAGCAGCGGCGGCCGUAUGAACUGGAAGGUGGUGAAGCAGGCCUCGCCCGGCAACCUGCAAGAUGUCGAGGACGAGCUGGGCCAGAACUUCGAGUCGGCACCCAUGAUCCUCGCCGUCAAGAUAUCCGCCAAGACCACCGAGGCACGCAGUGUCGGCGUCUGCUUUGCAGAUGCCAGCGUUCGCGAGCUGGGCGUUAGCGAGUUCCUCGACAAUGACCUUUAUUCCAACUUCGAGUCUCUCCUAAUCCAACUGGGCGUCAGGGAGUGCUUGGUCCAGUUUGACAAGGCUGAAAAAGACAAGGACCCUGAGCUCGCCAAACUCAGGCACAUUAUCGAUAACUGCGGCGUUGCCAUAUCCGAGAGGCCUGCCGGCGACUUUGGCACCAAGGAUAUAGAGCAAGAUCUGGCGCGGCUGCUCAAGGACGAGCGCUCGGCCACGCUGCUGCCCCAGACCGACCUUAAGCUCGCCAUGGGCUCCGCUGCAGCACUGAUUAAGUACCUCAGUGUGCUACAAGACCCAUCGAACUUCGGCCAGUACCAGCUCUAUCAACAUGACCUGUCGCAUUUCAUGAAAUUGGAUGCCGCAGCGCUCAAAGCCCUCAAUCUCAUGCCGGGAGCACGAGACGGUGCCAAGUCGAUGAGCUUGUAUGGACUGUUGAACCACUGUCGAACACCCGUCGGCAGCCGCUUGCUUGCCCAGUGGCUGAAGCAGCCGCUGAUGAGCAAGGUCGAGAUCGAGAAGCGUCUCCAGCUCGUCGAAGCUUUUGCCAACGACACAGAGCUACGCCAGACCAUGCAGGAAGAGCACCUCAAGUCGGUGCCCGAUCUAUACCGACUCGCCAACCGCUUCCAGCGCAACAAGGCCAACCUGGAAGACGUCGUGCGCGCAUACCAAGUGGUCAUUCGCCUUCCCGGCUUCCUUGGUACCUUGGAGGCCGUGAUGGAUGAGCAGUACAAAGAUCCACUUGACGAGGCCUACACAAACAAGCUCCGCCAGCUCUCUGAUAGUCUCGGAAAGCUCGCCGAGAUGGUAGAGACGACCGUGGACCUCGAUGCCCUCGACAACCACGAGUUCAUCAUCAAGCCCGAAUUUGAUGAUAACCUUCGAAUCAUCCGCAAGAGGCUGGAUAAGAUGAGAUCUGACAUGGACCGCGAGUUUCGUGAUGCAGCCGACGAUCUGGGCCAGGAAGAGAACAAGAAGAUCUUCCUCGAGAACCACAAGGUGCAUGGCUGGUGUAUGCGUCUGACACGUACCGAGGCUGGCUGCAUUCGUAAUAAAUCCAAGUACCAAGAGUGUUCUACACAGAAGAACGGUGUCUACUUCACCACCAAGACGCUCCAGUCCUUGCGACGCGAGUUCGACCAACUCUCUCAGAAUUAUAACAGAACUCAGAGCAGUCUGGUAAACGAGGUUGUCACGGUGGCAGCGUCAUACUGCUCGGUCAUGGAACAGCUCGCCGGAGUCUUGGCACAUCUUGAUGUCAUAGUCUCGUUUGCUCAUUGUUCUGUCCAUGCUCCGACAUCCUAUGUCCGACCCAAGAUCCAUCCCAGGGGCGAGGGCCAGACCGUUUUGAAGGAAGCGCGUCAUCCUUGCAUGGAGAUGCAGGACGACAUCCAGUUCAUCACCAAUGAUGUCGAGCUCAAACGGGACUCUUCCUCCUUCCUGAUUAUCACAGGCCCGAACAUGGGCGGUAAGUCGACCUACAUCCGGCAGAUUGGUGUCGUCGCUUUGAUGGCGCAGGUCGGCUGCUUCGUUCCUUGCGCUGAGGCGGAGCUUACCAUCUUCGACUCUAUCCUAGCGCGUGUUGGAGCAAGUGAUUCUCAGCUCAAGGGUGUCUCGACCUUCAUGGCUGAAAUGCUGGAGACUGCCAACAUCCUCAAGUCCGCAACCGCCGAAUCCCUGAUCAUUAUUGAUGAGCUGGGCCGCGGUACCUCGACUUACGACGGUUUUGGUCUCGCAUGGGCUAUCUCGGAGCAUAUUGUCAAGGAGAUCGGCUGCUCUGGCUUGUUCGCAACCCAUUUCCACGAGUUGACGGCCCUGGCGGACACCUAUCCCCAAGUCAAGAACAUGCACGUCACAGCGCACAUCUCCGGCACCGACUCCAAAGCCGAUAAGCGUGAGGUGACACUUCUCUAUAAGGUUGAACCGGGUAUCUGCGAUCAGUCCUUCGGCAUCCACGUCGCCGAGCUCGUCCGCUUCCCCGACAAGGUCGUUAGGAUGGCCAAGCGAAAGGCAGACGAGCUGGAAGACUUUACCAGCAAGCACGAGCAGAACGGCAUCGGCUACAGCAAAGAGGAUGUCGAGGAAGGAAGCGCCAGGUUGAAGGAGGUCCUCGUCAAGUGGAAGGACGAGGUCAAAGGCGGCUCUAUGAGCAAGGAGGAGAUGGUGCAGAAGAUGAGGGAUCUGGUGAAGACCGAUGAGCGCUUGGUCGCCAACCCCUUCUUCAAGGCGGUAGAGGCCUUGUAA